AUGGUUUGUCUCUGUGGCACGACUUACUCUUUGAUGAUGAAUGGGAGGAUUCAUGGUAGAUUUAAGGGAGAGAAAGGUCUUAGACAAGGGGAUACAAUUUCCCCUUUGCUAUUUGUUUGGGAGUUCUGUGAUGCUUUAGGUUUAUCUGCUAAUAAGAGCAAGUCUCAUAUUUACUUUGGAGGUGUUGAUGAGGCUAGUAAGCAACGUAUGUUGGCAGUUGUUAACAUUGAAGAAGGAUCGUUUCCUCUCAAAUAUCUUGGGAUUCAGCUGAGGCCAACUAAAUGGAAAGCUUCAGACUGCGGUCCUAUUAUUAGGAAGAUUCAAUUAAAACUUUAUACUUGGGCUAGCAGACAUCUUUCUUUUUCUGGAAGAGCCCAACUUAUCCAGUCGGUCUUAAUUGGUAUUAGAAGUUACUGGAAGAGCAUUUUCCUUUUGCCUCAAAAACAAGUUUGUUUACCUAAGGAUUAUGGAGGUAUUGGUUUUAGGGAAGGGAAUAAGUGGAAUAAGACUCUUCUAGCUAAAUAUGCGUGGGCUAUUUCCACUAAGCAUGAUUGUCUUUGGAAGCUAGCUAUACUCCGAACCUAUUUUAUGAAUGAGCAUGUUUUGGAUGCUGCAGGGAGGUUUAAGGUGAGAAAAUUCUAUAACUCUUUACUGCAAUGUGAUUCAGAAGGUUCAAAGUUGGUUGGGAUAUACAGAGUGGCCGGUGCAUUUCUCAAAGUGGAUUGCUUGAACAAGUGUUUUAUUGUGCUUUAUAUUGAUGCUAUGAUUAGAAGAGCCAAUGAGGCUAGAGUCUUAUUGCUUCAUUCUCAUUCUCUGAACAACAGAGAACAAGCAGUGCUUGAUUUUGUGGCUCGAAUGUAG
This is a messenger RNA of Humulus lupulus (European hop), 861 nucleotides long. RefSeq lists its product as uncharacterized. The transcript has 6 exons. NCBI's taxonomy places the organism in Eukaryota, Viridiplantae, Streptophyta, Magnoliopsida, Rosales, Cannabaceae. The record is from RefSeq and is a predicted model, not a curated record. The coding region runs from base 1 to 861 and encodes 286 amino acids.